Arabidopsis lyrata subsp. lyrata is the source of this 2075-nucleotide messenger RNA. RefSeq names its product histone-lysine N-methyltransferase MEDEA. The coding region runs from base 1 to 2022 and encodes 673 amino acids. Gene Ontology annotation, molecular function: protein binding; histone methyltransferase activity. Gene Ontology annotation, biological process: chromatin remodeling. NCBI's taxonomy places the organism in Eukaryota, Viridiplantae, Streptophyta, Magnoliopsida, Brassicales, Brassicaceae. The record is from RefSeq and is a predicted model, not a curated record. Gene Ontology annotation, cellular component: PcG protein complex. The transcript has 17 exons.
AUGGAGAAGGACAACCAUGAGGACGAUGGUGAGGAUUUGCCACCCGAUAUAAAUCAGAUAAAAGAGCAAAUCGAAGAGGAGAGAUUUCUGCAUAUCAAGAAAACAUUCGAGCUGAGAUGCAUUCCAAGUGUAGCUGCUCAUGCUUCACACCAUCAAUCGUUUGACUUAAACCAGCCCCUUGCAGAGGAUGAUAAUGAAGGAGACAACAAAACACUUCUUUCUAGAAUGCAAAACCCACUUCAUCAUUUCAGUGCCUUAUCUGAUUCUGAUACUUACGAAGAUCAAGGUUGUGUUUUUAAUAAAGAGGCACCAUUAUUUCCAAGUGUCAACCUUCCAGUUGUUGAGCAGCUACCACGAUCCCUUACAUGGGUCUUCAUCAAAAGUAGCCAGCUGAUGGCUGAAAGUGAUUCUGUGAUUGGUAAGAGACAAAUCUAUUAUUUGAAUGGUGAGGCACUAGAAUUGAGCAGCGAAGAAGAUGAAGAAGAUGAAGAAGAAGAUGAGGAAGAAGCCAAGAAAGAAAAAUGCGAAUUUUCCAAAGAUGUAGACCGGUUUAUAUGGACUGUUGGGCAGGAUUAUGGUUUGGAUGAUCUGGUCGUGCAGCGUGCUCUCGCCAAGUUCCUCGAAGUGGAAGUUUCCGAUAUAUUGGAAAGAUACAAUGAGCUCAAGCUUAAGAAUGAUGAAACUGUUGGUGAGGCUUCUGAUUUGACAUCCAAGACAAUAACUACUGCUUUUCAGGAUUUUGCUGAUAGACGUCAUUGCCGCCGUUGCUUGAUAUUUGAUUGUCAUAUGCAUGAGAAGUUUGAGCCCGAGUUUAGACCCAGCGAAGACAAAUCUGGUUUGUUUGAGAAUGAAGAUAGAGAACCAUGCAGUGAGCAUUGUUACCUCAAGGUGAGGAGUGUGACAGAAGCUGAUCAUGCGGUAGAUAAUGAUAACUCUAUAUCAAACAAGAAUGUGGUCUCAGAUCCAAACACAACUAUGUGGACGCCUGUGGAGAAGGAUCUUUACUUGAAAGGAGUUCAAAUCUUUGGGAGAAACAGUUGUGCUAUUACAUUAAACAUACUUCGGGGGCUUAAGACGUGUCUAGAGGUUUACAAUUACAUGCUUGAACAAGAUCAAUGUACUAUGUCAUUAGUCCUUCACAAAACUACAAAAACAAAGAAUCAGGUUAACAAAAAAGUAUCUCGAAAAGGUACUAGGUCGGUCCGCAAAAAAUCCAGACUCCGAAAAUAUGCUCGUUAUCCGCCUGCUUUGAAGAAAACAACUAAUGGAGAAGCUAAGUUUUAUAAGCACUACUCACCAUGCACUUGCAAGUCAAAAUGUGGAUAUCAAUGCCCUUGUUUAACUAAUGAAAAUUGCUGUGAGAAAUAUUGCGGGUGCCCGAAGGAUUGCAACAAUCGCUUUGGAGGAUGUAAUUGUGCAAUUGGCCAAUGCACAAACCGACAAUGUCCUUGCUUUGCUGCUAAUCGUGAAUGCGAUCCAGAUCUAUGUCGGAGUUGUCCUCUUAGCUGUGGAGAUGGCUCUCUUGGUGAGCCAUCAGAGCAAAUACAAUGCAAGAACAUGCAUUUCCUCCUUAAAAAAAAUAAGAAGAUUCUCAUUGGAAAGUCUAAUGUUCAUGGAUGGGGUGCAUUUACACCGGACUCUCUUAAAAAGAAUGAGUUUCUAGGAGAAUAUACUGGAGAACUGAUCACUCAUGAGGAAGCAAAUGAGCGUGGGAGAGUAGAAGAUCGGAUUGGUUCUUCAUACCUCUUUACCUUGAAUGAUCAGCUCGAAAUCGAUGCUCGCCGUUAUGGAAACAAGUUCAAAUUUCUCAAUCACUCAGCAAGACCUAACUGCUACGCCAAGUUGAUGAUUGUGAGAGGAGAUCAGAGGAUUGGUCUAUUUGCAGAGAGAGCAAUCGAACAAAAUGAGGAGCUUUUCUUCGACUACUGCUAUGGACCAGAGCAUGCGGAUUGGUCUCGUGGUCGAGAACCUAGAAAGACUGGUGCUUCUAAAAGGUCUAAGGAAGCCCGUCCAUCUAGAUAGAUUUGGAUCUGAGGAGAAGCAGCAAUACAAGCAGUCGUUUUUUAAAGUUAUGG